GGAGGCGAGAGGGAGGAGAGGUUGUCCAAGGCGCGCAUUUAAGACAGGAGCUGAUUGAUCUUGCUUUUGUGGGCUUUACACAGACACCAGUUAGUUACUCAAUGUAAACCCGUCUGCCUUCUCCAUUUAUCUUUCCGUUGAAUUUUGUUUCAUCACACUUUUGUUGUUUUUGGAGGGCACCUGCCCCGAGGAUACAGCGGUACAUCCGUCUCCUCACUGCGGAUCGGGAGUUGGACUGCGCAGGAGAGCUCCCCUGCGAAACGCGUCAUGGGAAACGGGAGAAGCUCUGCCGCUUUUUGCAUGCACACCUGAGGGGUUUAUGGAUUAUCACCACGUUUUAGCUUAGAAAAAAUAACACUUUUUCAUCUAUUGUCUUUAAGAAAAAAAACGUUUUCUGUCAGACAUCCGGAUUUAUAAGCCUCCUUAAAGGACUCGGUUACUUUGUUUCUUACGCGCUUUGGAUUUCGGUGAAGAGUUGGCACGAUGGUCACAUCCGACUGCUUCAAAUCGAUCGUUGUCAUCUUGUGCUGUUCCUCACUCAUAAACGGGCAUUUGGAGAGAGAUCAGUCGCCCAAGAUUCUGCCCUCUGACAAGCCCCUCAUUCUUCAGAAGGAUGAAUCAUUAAACCUCAUAUGCAGAGGUCAUGGCCUGGUGCACUGGACUCUUGCAGAUCCCGGUCGAUCGAUCUCUUCAGAGGGUGUUAAGGUGGAGCAGUGUGAUUCCAGAAGUCACCUUAACUCCCACUGCAGCAAACUGACAGUCACUAAAUUGAAAGCUGUGGACACAGGAAGGUACAGCUGUCUAUACUCCAAAGAUGGUUUGGACCACAUCAACUCAACCUAUGUCUAUGUCCACGAUGAAGAGAAACCAUUUGUGGAGACCAACCAUCACCACGUCCUGUUCAUUUACAGACAUGAGACUAGCCUUGUGGUCCCCUGCAGGACUUCUUCCCCUCAUACUGUGGUAGAACUGACAGGGGUCCCACCUUUACAAGAGAGGAUUGUUAAGGAAAUGGUUUGGGAUCCAGAGGUGGGAUUCAAGAUCCCCUACGGCCCCUUUGAUAUGAUUGCUAAUAUACUCACCUGUAAGACCAUGGUCAAGGGUCAUGAGCACACGUCCAUGUACAUCCCAAAGAGACUAACAAUUGUUCUCAAUAAUGUGAAGGUCACUCCAGAGCGUGUUAGAGUUUUGGUUGGGGACACCCUCCUCCUAAACUGUACUGGUGAGACCACCUAUAAUGGAAGAAUAAACUUCACAUGGGAGUUCCCAAAGAGUAAAGACAACAGACAUUACACUAAAAAGCCCAGAGUCUCUCCAGCCGGGGUUCUUGUGAUGAGCAAGGCUUUAUUCCUGCCAAACAUAACAAUGGAGGAUAAAGGGGUGUACCGCUGCAGGGCUGAGCUUGAACCCACAAUAUAUAAGAAUGCUUCAGCUAAAGUCAUUGUCUAUGAGCAUCCAUUCCUCAAUAUCUCCUACAGACAUGAGAGGCCGAGUACAGUGGUUGCCAAAGAAGGUAGAAAAAGGCUUGUGUUUGAGCCCAAGGUCAAUGCUCUACCAACACCAGACAUGUUAGCAUGGUACAAGGAUGGGGUUCCUAUCAGGAAGAAUUCCACCUGUUACAAGAUGUCUGGUUUUAACUUGAUCAUCACAGAUGUGCAGCAAAAGCAUGCUGGGAUCUUCACCAUAAGCCUGGGCAACCAAGCGAAGGGCUUGCACAGGAAUCUGACCUACACUCUGGUAGUCAACAUGAAGCCAAGUAUUUCAGAGGCGGAGCUCGCCACCGUGGACGUGCCGCCCUACAUGUUUGGCAGACAGCAUCAGCUAACCUGCACUGCUUUCGGGUUUCCCUUGCCAAACAUAACUUGGUUCUGGCAACCUUGUCACUCAGGACCUACUCUUAAAGAUUGCAUUGAAACCAUGCCAAUCCUGGUCAAAGUAGAGGACAGGGAAAACUACCCACACAAUAUGAUUAAGGGCAUAAGCAUCAAUCCUGAACUGGUUAAAGGCAAGAACAAGACUGUGAGCACCCUGGUGAUAGGAGAGGCUAGCACAUCAGGAAAAUACACCUGUUUGGCUCAGAAUGAAGACGGCAUCAGCACGUGGGUGAUCCCUUUCUACAUUGAUGAUCAAUCCGAGGAAAUCACUAUUGAACCUGGGGCGGCCAUUGAGGGAGACGAUGUAAAUCUGACCUGUCGGGCAGCUCGCUACCUCUACACAGAUCUGCAGUGGUUGGAUUCCAAGAAUCAAACGAUCACUUCCAAUGUGUCCAGCCUGCAGCUUAGCAACUACUCCAUUUCUAUUUCGCUCCAUCUGCAUAAUGUGUCCCAAAACAGCACCAAAGGUUACAGGUGCCGAAGUGUCAAGCUGCAGAAGACAGUUGAACUUAAACCAGCUGCACUCAAUGUGGAUGCACGAAAGCGCCCCUGGCUGAGUCAAAAUCUAACUAAUCAAGACGUGAACAGUAGCAGCACCCUGAUACUGGCUUGCUUUGCUCUUGGAGUGCCUCGUCCCUACGUCUUGUGGUACAAAAAUGGCGUUCCAGUGGAAGAAGGACCAGGUAUCACGCUCGGAGAGGACGGGGUUCUGACCAUCGAGAGGGUGAAGAAAGAUGAUGAGGGUUUCUACGAGUGUGUUGCCAGUAAUGUGGAGGGCAUGGCGAAAACAAGUGCUGUAGUUACGGUGCUAGGCGACGAGGGGAAGCCAAACGUUGAGGUAAUCAUUCUGGUGUGCACGGGGGCUGCAGCAACGUUCCUUUGGCUCAUGCUCAUCAUUUUCAUCCGCAAGCUGAGGAAGCAACCAGCACACUAUAAGAUGGGUCCAUCUAUCAUCAUUGACCCUGACGAGUGCCCCCUCGACGAGCAGAAUGAUUUUCUUCAAUAUGACAGCAGCAAAUGGGAGUUUCCCCGAGAUCGCCUGCGACUAGGCAAAACUCUCGGACACGGCGCUUUUGGGAAAGUGGUGGAGGCCUCUGCCUUUGGGAUUGACAAGCUCUCAACCUGCAAGACUGUAGCUGUCAAAAUGCUGAAAGGGGGAGCUACAUCAAAUGAGCGGAAAGCUCUGAUGUCAGAGUUAAAGAUCCUGAUUCACAUUGGCCAUCACCUGAACGUGGUCAACCUACUGGGAGCCUGCACAAAGCCUGGCGGCCCCUUGAUGAUGAUAGUGGAGUUCUGCAAGUAUGGGAACUUGUCAAACUAUUUAAGAAGCAAAAGAGAAGACUUUAUCGUCUACAAGAGCCAGGACGGUAAGGUGGUGUCAUCAGGAUCGGGCUGCGAGCUGAGCGAGUUGAUGAAGCGCCGCCUGGAGAGCGUGGCCAGCACCGGAAGCUCUGCCAGUUCUGGCUUCAUAGAAGAUAAGAGUUACUGCGACUCAGAGGAAGAGGAAGAAGAAUCUGAGGAUUUAUAUAAGAGAAUCCUGACAUUGGAAGAUUUAAUUUGCUACAGUUUCCAAGUUGCAAAAGGCAUGGAGUUCUUGGCUUCACGCAAGUGCAUUCAUCGUGAUUUGGCUGCCCGGAACAUCCUGCUUUCUGAAAAUAACGUUGUGAAGAUUUGUGAUUUUGGACUUGCCAGAGACAUCUACAAAGACCCAGAUUAUGUGCGCAAAGGAGAUGCGAGACUGCCGCUUAAGUGGAUGGCACCUGAGGCGAUUUUUGACAAAGUCUACACAACUCAGAGCGAUGUUUGGUCCUUCGGUGUUCUCAUGUGGGAGAUCUUCUCUCUUGGUGCCUCACCGUACCCUGGGGUCCAAAUUGACGAAGAAUUUUGCUGCAGGCUGAAAGAAGGGACCAGGAUGAGAGCACCAGAAUACUCUUCCUCUGAAAUAUAUCAGACCAUGUUGGACUGCUGGCAGGGGGAGCCACAGGAGCGACCAACCUUCACUGAGCUGGUAGAAAUGCUGGGAGACUUGCUUCAGGCCAGUGUGCAACAGGAGGGGAAGCACUACAUUCCCAUAAACACAGCUCUACUGUCUAAGGUGGGAGAUCCAUCCAGCACAGGGCAAUCAGAGGAGACGUCAACACGACCCGCUUCACACCGCGACUCUGGGAACAACUGGAACAUUAAGAUCCGUCCUGCUAGUGUGAAAACCUUUGAUGAGGUAACCAUGGAGCAUGGGACAAAUGAGAGCCACGAGGGCGGUCACUCAGACAGUGGGAUGGGCCUCUCCUCUGACAACAUGAAGACUCUAAAGCGUCUGGAGUCUCUGGCAAGCCGACCUCUUAGCAUUAUGGCUUUGGCGAUGAAGGCAGUGAGUAAGAGUAAAGAGUCUGUGCUGAGCGACACAGAUAAGGAGAAGUACUCAUCGACCAUCCCCAAUCUGGACUUCAGUCUGGAUGACUCAGUGCUGGACGACUCGGCCCUGGAGUGUCACAGCCCACCGCCUGACUACAACUAUGUGGUGCGCUACUCCACCCCGCCUGUGUAACCGCAAGCUCCGCCCCCUAAAGCACCUGACUGGUGUCCUCCAGGCCUUCACUUUGUUUCCAUCCUGUUCUGACUCUUGUCUCUAGACUAUUCUGUAGAGAAGUUUGAGAGGACACACAAGAUGUCUCUCAAAGAAGCCCAUCAACUGUUACUUCUGGAUUUUCUAGCUUCCAGGGCGUUUGGUGUCCUUUUAAAGGAAACCUGCAGUCUGUUGAUUCCCCUCCAGUUUUCAGGUAUAGGCUGAUCUUAAUGCUGCUGGUCCCUCCAACAUUCACUGUGAUGUAUCAAACAGGUGAAAACUGGCUCAGGUAUUUCUUUUAACUACUGUGAAAAAAAGACUACAAUGAUUCCCACUGAACAACAGACCUGAAUAAACUCCAACCUUUGGUGAUGAAGAAUCACAUCCAGAAAAAAAAAGGAGGAUUGCUCUGGCCUAAUGUGUUUCAAAUGUAUUUUAAAAGUGAAAAUUUGAUAAUUAGUGGGGGGGUGCAGUUAGAGAAGCUAUUCUUGUAAUGUGGCUUGUUUGACCGUUACAGUAAGGCUAAAGAUCAACUCAAACGAGAAUUAGGAUGUUUUAAACAUUGUUUAUUGAUUAUGAAAGAAUCCCAUGUUCUUGGUGCUCCUGUAAUACAUUUAUAAGGUUGAUUCUCUCAGGUUGACCCUGGAGUGCUCCGUCACAUAGCAGUGGAUGUGUUUUAAAGCUCUCCAGGUGAUUGAAAGUCAUAGUUUGAUGGAGGUUAACUGGGACAGAGGGUGGAGCUGAGUGUAAGACCAGACAGGGUCAGAGUGAACAUAACAGCUCGAUCACUCUAAAUGAGUCCUCCUCCUGAUGAAGAAGCUCAAAGACUGUUUAGUUUAGUUUGAAGUAAGAAGAAGUCCGAUUUGUUUAUUUGUAUGUGUAAAAAAUAGAAAGUUAGAAACAUGAGGUUAGACAUUCAUAGGACCUGUUUAUUCAAAAAGCACUAGUUAAAGAAAUUGUGUAUUUAUUUAGCCUGUAAACACUGCUACUAAUUCAUUGUUUUUUUUGUUAUUAUGUUGUUUUGGCUCAUAUUUUUUAAGUUCACAGAUAGGUCUACUAGCUUAGUCUUCCUGAUAUCAACAUGCAAUGUCCUCAAUAUUUCACUCCAGAGGUGUGUGCUGUUGGUGCUGCUGUAUUCCCUUCUAGUUUAGCAGAGGGAUUGUGUUCCUGCAGAAACACCUAAUGUUGAUCAUCCGCCCUUGCAAUGGGUUGGUAAAGCUUGCAGGGCAGGCUAAGAAAAAAACUCUCCAUGUGUAAGAUGGCGUCACUGUGCUCUGGUUCAAAUGAAACGUCUCCUCUUUCUAACAGCAUUUUCAGCAUUGUAUUUGUUUUCUAGAUGUAUUGAAAGUAGUGUGGACCAACCCUUUAUCUGAAGAAGAAAAGGAAACAGUAUUUGUUAGUGAGUAAACUACAGUCUAAAGUGGACAGAAUGAACCCCAGUGUGUUUCCAAAUGUUUUGUCUUGUAAAUGGUGAGAGGAAGUGAUGCACUGAUGCUUUAUAUCAAGUAUAGUUUUUGUACUCUAAAGUUAUAUUAUUGUAAACAGUGUUGAGGGUGACAUGUGACAAAUAUGUUUUGAUGUAUUUUAAAAUUUUUAUUUAACUUUAACCUAAAGUACACAAUAGUAAAAUUAACAUUUGCAGUAUUAGUUGUAUUAUUUCUUACCAGCCUAACAUCAUCAGUCAUGUUUUUAUAAAAUAGGUAUAUGUUCUUAAAUGUCAUGGUUACUGAUAUCACAAUAUUCCUUAGAUAAAUGUAUUUAAAGUGUAUUGCAUUUCUUCAUACAUAACCACAAAGUAAAACCACCUGCAGCAGCUCAAACCAUCCUAUGAUCUUUUUCUGUUUUGUUUAUGUAGUGUGAUAAAUUAGAUUGAAUGAAGUAAUGUUCCCCAACACUGUAAACUGAGCAUAUGAAGUUCAUAAAUGAAUAAAGAUCUAUAUAUUUAUACAUUA
Labrus mixtus (cuckoo wrasse) is the source of this 6389-nucleotide messenger RNA. It is a transcript of the gene kdrl, whose product is annotated as kinase insert domain receptor like. The record is from RefSeq and is a predicted model, not a curated record. NCBI's taxonomy places the organism in Eukaryota, Metazoa, Chordata, Actinopteri, Labriformes, Labridae. Gene Ontology annotation, cellular component: signaling receptor complex. The coding region runs from base 484 to 4419 and encodes 1311 amino acids. The transcript has 30 exons. Gene Ontology annotation, molecular function: ATP binding; transmembrane receptor protein tyrosine kinase activity. Gene Ontology annotation, biological process: multicellular organism development; cell surface receptor protein tyrosine kinase signaling pathway; protein phosphorylation.